UGUCAGAAGGAAGAAAGUCCCCUUGCGUCUUCUCCCCCUUCCCCAGCAGACAUUCCCUUCCAGAAACGGUCGCGACAUUCAAAGAAGAAGAUAAACGAGGUGGACAGGAAGCUGCGUGCCGUGAACGCCGUCUUCUCCCCCAAUGGGUGUAUCCACCAGGAGACGGCGCGUGACCUUCCACAGCAGGAUGCUGACGACGUGAUGAUCGUGACGGAGACUGGGGCUGCGGUCAUGUGACCAACAGGGCUCAAGGUGCGAUGUCGCACUGACGUCUACAAGUUGCCCGUCACGAUGAGCACAUCGGUGGGCCAGAUGCUGAAUCAGUUGGCGGACAUCUUGGGCGUGCCAGCCUUCCGCCUGCGGCUGCUGAGGGGGGAGGCCGAGCUUCUUCCGACCAAUGUGGGUGACUUGGGCCUGGACAUUGCUGACAUCUGGGUGAAAUGCGUCGUCAUGGCGACGGAUGAGAGCCCGGUCAUCACGGUGCGUCUGCAGGGCAAAGACCGAGAUUCCACGCGGGACUUCUCCGUGCACAAAGAGGCGGAGCUUGGCGGCAUUUUCUCGCAGUACGUGUCUGCGCUCCCCGACGCCACCAAGCAGAAAGUCAAGUUUCACUUUGAUGGCUGCAAGGUGACAGAGGGACAGACGCCGGCGCAGCUGCACAUGGAGGACGGAGACAUCAUCGAGGUGUGGAUGUGAUGCCGACACAAAAGCACUGCCACCUUCUUUUGUCAAUGCUGGGGAAACCAAAUCACUGUAUUUUUAAGAACAUUUUGUUUGUACUCUGGAUGACAUUAAAGACAUUUUUUGGUUAA
Syngnathus acus (greater pipefish) is the source of this 812-nucleotide messenger RNA. It is a transcript of the gene nfatc2ip, whose product is annotated as nuclear factor of activated T cells 2 interacting protein. The record is from RefSeq and is a predicted model, not a curated record. NCBI's taxonomy places the organism in Eukaryota, Metazoa, Chordata, Actinopteri, Syngnathiformes, Syngnathidae. Gene Ontology annotation, biological process: positive regulation of transcription by RNA polymerase II; cytokine production.